Messenger RNA from Pollicipes pollicipes, 3718 nucleotides. RefSeq names its product RNA-binding protein Musashi homolog 2. Bases 75 to 1142 code for a protein of 355 amino acids. Gene Ontology annotation, biological process: regulation of translation. The transcript is spliced from 3 exons. Gene Ontology annotation, cellular component: cytoplasm. Gene Ontology annotation, molecular function: mRNA binding. NCBI's taxonomy places the organism in Eukaryota, Metazoa, Arthropoda, Thecostraca, Pollicipedomorpha, Pollicipedidae. The record is from RefSeq and is a predicted model, not a curated record.
GCGCUCCAUCCAGCGCGGUCGACCGCGACCGGCGGCCGAGAGGGCCGCUCGGGCUGGCGCACGACCCAGGUGACAUGUCUCUGAUGGUGGCCAGCAGCAGCCUGUUGGGCGGCGCGCCGCCGGCGCCGGCCACACCCGUCGGCCCGGCCCGGCUGGAGGCGCGACGGCGCGACAGCGGCGACUCGGAGGCGCGCUCCACGCACAGCUCCAGCAACAGCACCGCCGAUGACCAUUCGCCCAACAAGAUUUUCGUGGGCGGCAUCAGCUUCCAGACGACACCCGAGAAGCUGCGGGCGUACUUCGCGCCGUACGGCACCAUCCUGGACGUGAUGGUGCUCAAGGACCCGGCCACGAACAGGAACCGCGGCUUUGGCUUCGUGACGUUCGCCGACAUAGAGUCGGUGAACAAGGUGCUCAGCCAGGAGGAGCACAUGCUGGACGGCAAGAAAAUCGAUCCGAAGCUGGCCACGCCCAAGGGACAGAAGGCGAGCGGCGACCUGAUGAUCCCGCGCAAGGUGUUCGUGGGCGGCGUCAGCCAGGAGACCAACUCGCAGGAGCUGCUCGAGUACUUCUCGCAGUUCGGCAAGGUGCUCGAAUGCUCGCUGCAGAUGGACAACAACACGAAGCGGCACCGCGGCUUCGCGUUCGUCACGUACGAGAACGAGGAGCACAGUGCGCGCGUGGUCAAGAAGCACCACCACGUGAUCAAGAACAAGACGGUCGAGUGCAAGUACGCGCAGCCCAAGGAGACGAUCCAGGCGACGGAGCGCGCCAAGCGGGCGCAGCUGCUGUCGGUGAUGCAGUCGGCGGCGGCCGGCGGCUCGCUGACGCCGCUGGCGGCGCACGUGCAGCAGGUGCAGCAGCACUACUCGCGCGUCAUGACGGCCGGCGGGCCGGCCUUCUCGGGCCUGUCCAGCUUCCGGUACUCGCCGUACUCGGUGCCGGUGGCGGCGGCGUCGCCGUCGCUGGGUCAGCAGCUGGGCGGCCUGCCGGCCGGCGUGGCACCGGUGGGCGGCGCGCUCUCGGCGGCCGCCCUCCAGCCAGCCGCGCUCCCCUACCAGUUCGCCAACAUCGACAUGAGCGGCCUGCAGGGGAUCGACUGGGGCGGCGCCGCGCCACUGUACGGCAUGUACACGGCCUAGGUGGCGCUCCACCCGCCCCGCCGGCGGCGGCGGCUGUGAGGAGCGAGAGCGAGAGCGCGAGAGACUGAGCGAGAGCGACGGCCCGGACUAGGUGUGUAUGCUGGAUGUCUUUCAUGGUUGUGGUAGACAGGCAGCGUAGAGUAGCCGCUGGAGGCUCAGCUCAGCUCAGCCACUGUCCGAUUGAGACGACGGCAAGGCGGCGCGCGCGGUAUUGACAAUAGCAUAAGUUCUCAGGGGUUUUAAGUUAUUUAUUGUCAAGUUGGCCCUUGGGUUGUGCGGACGGCGUGGUGGCGACCGACAGUCGGAUGUCCGCUCAGAUCUCAUGUAGAAUGAUUCAGUAGUACAACAAAGCGUCACAUCCGCAUCUUGCCAAACCGUCAUCUCCCGAUUCCUACAUACGAUAUUACCCAGAGCAGUGUACAUAACUGUUGUGCAGCGCUUGCCGAGCUUGUGUGUAGCUGAGGUGUACAUCUGUAGCAGGUCUUCCACUGUCCGAGCUCUGCACGCCCCGGCGAGCGGACCUCUUGUCUGCGCCCUCGUCUCUCAGUUGUCACGCACCGCCCCGGGUGCGCAGCAUAUCAGAGUACUCGACCUCACCGUGUUGUAGUAAUAACAAUGGCAAUAACGGGCGGAGGAGUCACAUCCCUUGUACUCCAUCUAAACAUGACCACCCACGCAUACGCUCACAUACAUACAUACAUACACGUAUAUACAUGCAUACAUGCAUCCAUACAUGCACACGUACAAACAUACAUACACACAUACACUCACGGACUCACAUGUUCACAUAUGCGUCCCUCAUGGGCUAACACCUUUCUCCUCCCCCUCGUCACCCUUCUCAAAUCCCUCUUGCUCCCCAUUAUCAUCCCCCUCCACACACAUACACACUUAAGUACGCACCCGUGCACACACUCAGACACAUGCACCUUCUGGAGAGCCCCGGCCCGUUUUCGCACGUGUUGACGCGCUGUUGUGUGCCAUCUCCCUCCUGACGCCGUUCUCUUCCAGUUCGCGCAGUAUUUACCCUCAGGCCGGGCGGACGGGGAUGGGGGCGGAGCCCACCGGCCGGGCCCGUGGGGCACGGACGGAAUCAAAAGGCGGGCGGCGCUCGCUCGCCGCAGAAUCUCGGGCCUGGUCGCCCCCCAGCAGCUAGUGUAGUGUGUGGGAGGGGGGUCGCGGUGUGUACGGUGUCUGCGCGUGUCGGGCUCGGCGAUCCCAGCUGGCUAGUGCUGGAGUGCGCUGUACUGCAGCCUCUGACGCCGCCUGAACGGGACUGCAAGGCCACGAAACUGUAGCUUCGGACCGCAGGUGGACAGAACCGAAGCCCGGUGGACUGUGGAUCCUGGCCGUAGUGGACAGGGCUCGAGUCCGGUGGACUAGGUCCUGACCCCGUGCGGACAUCGCUGCAGCUCAGUGGUAUACAGUACCCGACACCGGGCGAGCAGGGCUGGAGAUCAGUGCAAUGCAGUUCCUGGCCACUGGUGGACAGGGCAUACAGUUCAGUGGGCUACAACCUGACCCUAGGUGGAAGAAGACGCUGUAGAGCUAGCGGAGACCUCCUCAGGCACGCCUGGGCAGAGAUAAGAGAGCAGUGUGCAGGAUGUAUUGUCCGUAAGUCCGGCCCGCUGGUGCCAAGAAAUUCGCUGGGCCGUCGCGCGGAGCACAAAGCUGUUCUUCAGUGCCAAAUACUCUUGACCGCCGUCUCCCCACCUCUGUCUGACAUGUUGUCAUAGCAAUAACUUGCAGAUAGACUUUAGUUUUGUAAAUGCGUACUUCGUGUUCAGUACCCUAGACUGAGAGCUGGAUCUUCCCUCUGUGUUCGAAAGGAAUGUGUCGAGGCGGGCGGCCGGUCCGCGUCCGGCGGCCGGGCCCGGCCCUGUAACGUCACGCACGGGCACGCACCGUCGGCCCGGCCGCCCGGCCGCCCGGCCGCCGGCCGCCCGCCUCCUAGCCGUAGGUCUUUCUCUGGCCCCCGGCCCCGUCGACUGUGGCUGGUAGCCGCCCUCUGUGAGAGGCGGACGGGUGCAGGGCGGCCGCGCUCCGCCCCGCCGCGUGCUCUCUGGUGACCCUGGCGGCGCCGUCGCAAACAUGCAACAGGGUGACGCCUCUGUUCAGCCCCCUCUCUUUCUAUCUGUGCCCCCUCUGUGUAGACUCUCCUAUUACUAUAGUGGUCAGACUUGUGACUAGUUAGCUUAGACGCUGCGGCGGACCCGCCAGCGGCCGGUUUUUGUAUAUAACCCUGCGGCUAGGUCCGGCCCGCCGGCGUCCCGCGGCCGACCGCCGCCGACUCGCCGUCGGCCGGGCCGCCGGCAGGCCGCGGCCCAGUGACCUAGCAUGGGUCAGUUGUGUCGUGUAGAUCGCUAUGUAGUUGUUCAGUGGCUGAACUUUCGUUUUCCUUUAUUCCUAGUUUCCAUGCAUUGUAGUAGUUCUCAAUGAAUAAACGUAGACACGUAGCGCGGCUUGUCGGCGCCAUCGUCGUCGGUUGACAGAGGCGGGCAUGCGGUGGACGUGUCUCCGCCGGAGACCGGUGUCCUGGCUCUCUCGCUCUCUCUCUGUCCCGAGCGGGCGCGCCGCCC